CGAAACGAAACGAAAUAAAUUUUGUUUGUGUAAACAUGAACAUGAAGUUUCAAUUUGCGUUUACUUAAUAUCUACUUAUUUAUUACUUGUUUUGUUUUAGUCUGUGACCUAGUGUUGAAGAGGACAUGCUUAAUUAAAAACACAAAUCUAAUCAUUUCCGCUAGUUGGACAGUUGUGACUCCGCACCUUAUUAUUCAGUGACUGGUACUGUUGCUUUGCUUUUAUUUUGUGGUGUAGGAAUCCAAGAACUGACUACAAGAGGUAAAUCAGUAAUGAAAAAAUGUCAAACAAAAGGAAACCUGAGAACAUAGCAUUUUCAAUAAAUGUGACACCUGAUAAGAAGAAGAAAUUUGAAGAUGAUGGAAAAGGAUAUGUUGCUGUUCUGGCUCCAUUUAACCCUUUCCCAAAGAUUAGUUUUGAAAACAUUAAGCUUCAUACCACAUCUACACGUGAGGUGUACCUUGUUAAUCCUACAGAAAACACUCUUCAGAUUGAGCUAACCAAACUUCCUGAUGAAGCAAGAGGAUAUCAGUGGAGCGCUACACAUUUAGAACUACCUAGAGAAUCACAAGUCAAACUAGUUAUCUCAUGGACUCCUGCAGAAUAUGGCAGCUGGCAUGAUAAUGUAAAAAUUGUGAACAAGAAAACAAAAAAACCAUUGUCUGAGUUAAAACUUUCAUCUACUACUGAAGAACCUCCCAAGGUAUCAAAACGCAAUUUAAGAUCCCGAGGCGUUUUAACAAAAAAACAAAAUAUCUCAUCAAAGCAAGAAGUUGUGAAGAAACCUCCUGUAACCAAAACUAAAUCAGAAAACAAAGAAAAUGAAGUUACAUAUAUUGGUAAAUGUAAUAAACAAACAUUGAAGGAACCGUGUAUUCAAAAUGAAAAUGUAAUUAUCUUUGAAACGAAAAAGUUAAGCCAAAACAGAACAUUUACUCAAAUAGACAUUAGUGAAAAUGAUCCAGUUGAAAAAAUUCAUAGUGAGACAUAUAAACCAGGUGUUCAGGGCAAGACUGUGCUUACUCCUCAGCAUUUUAAUAUACCUCAACUUGGACCUUCCACUCCAAGGCGAGGUACAUAUGAAGUCAUUGAACCUGUUUCAUCAUCACGGAGAUCAACUUACUCUCUUAGAAAUAAACAAAUAUCUAAUCUCAUAGAUGUUGAAAAUGAGAAACGAGAAUUUGAAUUACUAGCAAGUCCAAGUAUCCACAACGAUAGUAUUGAGAAAGCAGCAUCCAAGCUUUUUAAUCAAGUGAAAGUAGAACAUGUGACUUAUGACGAAAAUGAAGAGUUCCAAGUGGGUGAAUCUGAUUGCAUUGCUACGACUUUUACUGUACAGCCUUCGAUGACUCUUAAUUACUUAGAUGCUCCUUCUUCCCUGAACAUUGCUUCUUCUCAUCAAUUACAGCUUUAUGAUCAAAUAGCAGACUGUAAGAAAGAAGGAAAAAGGUCAUUAGAAAGUGUGGCAAGUUCUGAAAAGUUUUUUGACAGUUUGGAAGAAAGAAAAUCUCUUGAGUUAUUUGGAAGAAAAUCAGGAAUAGAACAGGCUGAAGUGAAAACUGAAGAUAUAUUUGUGAAUUGGGAUGACGUUUAUGAUAUUGAUAAAUUUUCUGAAAUAUAUGAAAAACCUCACAAAAACACAUACUUGGAAACACCUCAAAACAAUGACUAUUCAAAUCCUGUAUCAAAAGACAUGACUCGGACCAAAGAUAGUUUAAUACACCUAGAUGAAGAGUUUGGAAGAUCUAAUGUCAGUAUCGUGUCAAGUUCUCCUGUUAGUACUCUUCAGAAGCUUUCCAAUAAUCUGAACAAAACAUAUACCUCUGCAAUGGUGAGGUCUACUUUAUCUACUUUAAAUUGUGUUGAAGCCCUUGAAAGUUAUGAACAAAAAUUUUCAAAUUUAGACAGUAACAGUUUUAGUAAUAGCAACAGUUCUAAAAACUUAAACUUAGGCCUAAACAUUAAUGGGCUGGAAGAAUUUGAGCAUAGACACAUGAAGAAACAAAUUGUAAGCUCUAAUUUUGACUUGAGUAGGAAAAACCUCCCAUUAAAUGAAACAGAAAGUGGUUUUAAACAAAAGACUGAGCAUGAAGAAGAUACUAUCAACUCUUUUUCAAUAGGUGCUGUACUUCCUGAUAAUAUGGAUUCUAACAUAUCAACUGACCUUAAAACUGCUGCAAAGUGGAUUAUCUCCCCCCCUCAAUUCAGCCACGAGAAAACUGAUGAGAAGAUAAAAACUGAAAAUGGUCCAAAGCUUAAGAUUUCAGCUUCUUUUACUCCUGCCAGAUGUAGGCCUACAAGAACGAAAUUGAGUUUACCUAAUUCAGUAUCAGAUACAGGUGAUAGUUAUCAACUGAAAGACAAAAGAAGCUUACUGAUAAAGUCUGCUACGUCUUUAAGUUCAGAUAAAAACUGCAAAACUGACAUUAAAAACCCUGAUAGCACUUCAAAGGAAGUCUUCCUCGUACCAUCAAGGAAAAACAAACGGAGUUCACUUGUGCAAAACAUGAAAGCAUCACCUCCAAAAAUAAUGAAGAUUUCUCAAGAUCUAAAGAUUAAACGGUUGUCAACACCCUCAUCUUCUAGAAAAUUACCAGUUAGCUCACUGACUGGGGAUAGGAAAAAUAAUCAAUCAGAGAAGCUCAGACCAUUAUCUCGGUCGGCCAUGUCAAUGAGGAAAAGAAACAGUUUAAAGGUUGCGGACUGGGUGCCUACUGUGAGGAAACUAAAGCUAGUAUCCACUAGUAGUCAGAGUGAGGAAGACAUUUCCACAUCUCCAGUUGACUUUACCACUCCAGAUCCUUAUCUAGCCGCCACCUCUCUCAACCCAUUUGCCAAGGGAGGUUUGUAUUUUAACAAUAAAUGGCUGAAAGAACAAGAAGUAGAGUUGAUUCAGUGGACUGACCGAAUGCUGAAACCUCCAAGUGAACUACAACUAGACAGAGACCAAACAGAACACAGCACUCUACACCGACUAAACGCUUUGCGAGCAACUGCAUUCAACAUUCUGACAUCGACUGAAGUGGCAACUGUGUUGAGCAAAGUCAAAAUAGCAGUGGACAGGAAUAUCAUCAGUAUACGCUCUGACAGACAGCUUCAUGCAGAUCUCGGUCUCCAAGAUAAGAUAAUCAGUUUGUUGAUGAACUACAACCCACUGUGGCUGAGAUUGAGCCUGGAGGUGGUGUAUCAGUGCAACAUCCAACUAAAGUGCCACUCUGACCAGACUGGUCUUCGUGACUUCAUCCGCAGAUAUGUACUCAAUGAUGAUUACCUUCGUCAGAAGCAUUCUCACCCCACUAUACCUUAUCUCAUGCUGCCUCAAUUCGAGGAUGAAAUGAAGAAGUUUACUGUUUACAAGUUCUUGGUGAUUGUAUACUUACUUGACUUGGUUAAAAGAAAAAAGCUGAUUCUUCACGACCCUUGUCUUUUCAAGAAAGAUUCAAAACUAAAGUCAAGCAAAGAAAUUCUACUUGAUUUCAAUAAGGAUUUUGUCGGCAAUGCAGGAGAUAUAACCAGGAUUCUCCGACUGAGAGGAUAUGAAGUGUCUCACUGCCAGACCUACAUUGACGAGUUUGAUUUUUCACUGAGCAGUAUAACAGACCUGAGAGAUGGGGUCAGAUUAACGAGACUUGCUGAGAACUUAGUCAGUGACAACUCUCUCUGUUCCAAGCUACGUGUUCCUGCUGUAUCUAAUUUACAAAAGAAGUAUAACGCUGAGGUUGCAUUUUCAGCACUGAAGAAAGCUGGAUAUGAUUUACCGUCGGAUGUGAUUCCCAAAGAUAUUUCUGAUGGUCACAUGGAAAAAACGCUUUCAUUUUUGUGGCAUUUGCGAAGUAUAUUCCAAAAGCGUGCAGUGGUACUGAUUGUAACCAAGUGGCUGGAAACAAAACAGCUGCGUAAGGACCGCAAGAAUUUCCUCAAAAUGAGGAGCUCUGCAAUCAAAAUACAGAGGUGGUAUAGGAACAUAAAGCGAGCUAAUGCACUAAGUGAUGAGGAAUUAAAGAUAGGACUGGAGACAAGAGAACGUUUUGUGCAGUUGAGAGCAGCAGCAGUUUGCCUUCAAAGGAUAUAUAGGAAGAAAAAAGAAAUAAGUGACAGGAAAAAGAAAUUUAAGGCUGCUACAACUAUUCAGAGAUGGUACAGAAACAAAAAAAAGGUAUUCAAAGAUAGGAGCAAUUACAUAGCAGCUAAAAAGGCAGCCACUACGAUAAAAAGAGCUUUUAGAAAUUACAAAUUAAAACAACUUGGAUCUGAGCAUGAAGAGAGACGUAACUUUUUGAAAAUCAGAGCAGCUUCUGUUAUUAUACAAAGACGAUUCAGAUUGAUUAAAUUUGGCUAUCAACAAAGACAGGAAUUUCUUGCUAUCAAAGCAGCAGCAAUCAAGAUUCAAAGACGUUAUAGGGCAAAUAAACUGGCCAGGAAAAUCAGAAAUACAUUUUUAAUCAUGAGGAGAUCAGCAAUCACAAUUCAGAGAAUAUUCAGAGCUUUUCUUAUUUCCAAAAAGCAAAGAGAUGAUUUUAAGAAGAAAAGAGCAGCUGCAAUUGUGAUUCAACAACAAUUCAGAGCCUACAAAUGUGCAAAGGUUCUAAAACAAGAAUAUCUUAAAAUGAAAACCGCAACUGUUUUCAUUCAAAGGAAGUAUCGAUCCUACUUGGUAGCAAAAAAACAAAGAAAGGAGUUUCAUGUACUUAAAGCAGCUGUAGUAAGUGUUCAAAGGAAAUUUAGAGAAAAAAUUGAAACUAAAAGGUGCAGAGAACAAUUUCUUUCUGUGAUAAAAGCUACUAGUGUUUUACAAAUGAGAUUCAGAGGCUAUUUACUUACAAAGCAUCAAAGAGAUCAAUUUCUCAAGCAGAAGAGAGCUGCAAUUAUACUCCAAAGAAGAUUUAGGGCAAACAAGCUCAUGGCUUAUCAAAAAAAUCAGUUUUUAGCAAUUAGGGCUGCAGCAGUCGUAAUUCAAAGAAAAAUCAGAGCCAACAAGCUGGCCCAAAUACAAAGGAGAAGUUUUCUCACAUUGAAAGCUGCAGUCAUCACAUUGCAAAGGAAAUUCAGAUCACAACUUUUGAUGAAAUGUCUUAAGAAAGAAUCUCUUGCAAGAAAAUCAGCUGCAAUCCUGAUACAAAGAUGGUAUAGAGCAAGCGUACUAGCUAGACACGAUAGGGAAUCAUUUUUGGCCUUGAAGUCGGCAGUUACAACAAUACAAAAAAAAUUCCGCAACCACCAGCUUGCUAACCAACAGAGACAAGUUUAUAUCAAAACAAAAUCUUCAGCAAUUGUAAUUCAAAGAAAGUACCGAGCAUACAGAUUAGCAAAACAGCAAAGAGAAGAAUUUGUUACACUUAAGAGAGCAACCAUUACAAUCCAGAGAUCAUACAGAAAUUUACAGAUUGCCAAGAAGCAACGUCAAAACUAUCGUUUAACCAAAACCACAAUAAUUAAAGUUCAAAGAAGGUUUAGGGCAAAUAAAGAAGCAAAACAAAAAAGAAACCAUUUCAUAAAAAUGAGGAGUGCUGCUGUUAAAAUACAGAGAAGGUUUAGAGCAUAUAUAAUAGCUAAACGUCAACGACAGGAGUUUAUUAAAUUGAAGACCGCUGUAAUAGUUAUCCAGAAAAACUUUAAAUCCAAAAGACUAACUGAAAACCUUAGAAAUGAAUUCCUUUCAAUGAAAGCAGCAACUCUUACAAUUCAAAGGAGGUUCAGGUCAAGGCGUCUUGCUAAACAACAAAGACAAGACUUUCUACAAAUGAAAACUGCAGCAAACAUAAUAAAAAAUAUAUAUUUAUCUAACAAAAAAGCAAAACUUGCAAGGAACCAGUUCUUAGCUGUUAAAAGUGCUACAAUUACUGUUCAGAGAAGGUUCAGAGCUUUUAUGCUUGCUAAACGUCAGAGACAGUAUUUUGGUGAACUGAAAACAUCAGUUGUAAACAUCCAAAGAAGAUUCAGGCUGAACAAAGAAACCAAAAUGCUACGAGAACAUUUCAUUGCUUUGAAAACUGCAACUGUCAAAAUCCAAAGGAAAUUUAGGCAACUGCGACUCAUGAGACAACAAAGACAAGAGUUUCUCACAUUGAAAGCAGCAGCUUUAUUUAUACAAAGAAAAUACCGAUGUCACAAACUAGUCAAACAUCAAAGAGAAGAAUUCAUGUCCAUUAAACUUGCAGCUAUAAAAAUCCAGAGAAGAUUUAGAUCCCUCCAACUUGCUAAGAAAGAAAGAAAACACUUUCUUCUGACUAAGGGUGCAGCAGUUAAAAUGCAAAAUAUAAUCAGAGCAAAAAAAGAAUCAAAAUUACAAAGAGAGUGUUUCCUUAAAGUCAAAAAUGCUGCUGUUACGAUUCAAAGAAGGUACAGGCUGCACCUGCUUGCUAAAACUGAAAGAAAUCGUUUCCUUGCAAUGAAGGCAAAUGCAAUCAAUAUUCAAAGAAGAUAUAGAAGUCUCAAAAUAGCAAAGAGCGACAGGAAAAACUUCCUUGCAAUUAGAAAUGCAGCUAUUAUAAUUCAGAUUCGAUUUAGAGCCUUUUUGAUUGCUAAACGUGUCAGACAAGAAUUUCUUCAAAUUAAAGCUGCUGCACUCAUCUUACAAAAAAAAUACAAGGCUGUAAAACAAGGUGAAUCCCAAAGAGAUAAUUUCCUUGCUAUGAGAUCUGCAACGCUAACAAUUCAAAGAAAGUUUCGAGCUUUGCUUGUUAUGAGACAUCAACGACAAGAAUUUGUUGCUUUGAAGAAUGCAACAAUUGCCCUCCAAAGACUUUUUAGGGCUAGGAAUUUGGCAAAAUCUCAUAGACACCAUUUCAUAAUGCUGAAAGAGACAACAAUCAAUAUUCAACGAAGAUUUAGAGAAAGAAGAAUGUUAAGAUCCUUGAUUGACAACUCUGUCGGUGCCAGGGAAUAUUCAGCAGCCAUAAAGAUACAGGCUUUGUGGCGAGGAUACCUAGUAAGAAAAGCCAUUACUAUACCACAACCAACCCAACCGAAACCUUCAGUUGCUGACGCAUCAGUUGAUAAAAGUCAGACCAUCUCCACUCGGGGUCAACGAUAUUUGAGAUUCCUAUCAAAUCACCGCAAGUAUUCUGUUGCCGAACUUCAAAACACAUUGUUUAAUAUUGAUAAAAUCACUGUACUGUCUGCUGACCAGUGUGAAUACUUUGUGAAGAAUGGAGCAGUUAAAAUCCUAUAUGACAUUCUGGAGCAUCAGACAAACAGAGCCUUUGGUGUAGAUACUUGUGUAGAACUUAUAUUAUCCAUUCUUCUUAAUUUGUACCGAGCUCCUGUCACUGCAGAGGUCGUUUGGAAGGAAACUAAAGAAGUUAAUGGGAUAUUCCAUGUUUUUGAUUUGAUGAUGCGUUUUAAGACAGAAAAGACGUCCACUGUAUUCUGCAAAGCAUGUACUGUGAUUUGGCUGUUUGCUCAGGAUCCUACAAAAGCUAAAGUGAUAAUGAACACUCCCAAAGUUCAAGACACGUACAAAUAUAUUGUCAAAAGUAUGAAGAAAAAUGACAAACUGGGUCCAUCAAGUUUUAAAAAAUCUGAACAAUCACGUUCAUCUAACAAGAAAUCUGCUACAGCUUGUCGAAAGAAGCUACCAGCUCUUCGCUUCAACUGGGGAAACUAUUUUGAUGAUCAUAGAGCCUUUGAUGAUAAACUAUUUGCUCUGAACGCUAUAAAUGACCAACUAUGUAGAUUCCUGAAAUUAUAGCACACUAUCUCCUGUCUAUGAAGAAUGUGAUGUCGUUUGGUGUACAUUUAAACUUCAAAAAAGUCAUAUUUAUAUUUAUGUAGAGUUAUGUAUUUUUGUCAUAAUAUUUAUCUGUUGCAUCUGCAUGUUAUUAAAUGCCAUUGCUUUUAACAAA
This is a messenger RNA of Macrosteles quadrilineatus (aster leafhopper), 7844 nucleotides long. RefSeq names its product protein abnormal spindle (gene asp). The transcript is spliced from 15 exons. The record is from RefSeq and is a predicted model, not a curated record. Gene Ontology annotation, molecular function: protein binding. Gene Ontology annotation, biological process: establishment of meiotic spindle localization; mitotic cell cycle; spindle organization. The coding region runs from base 281 to 7690 and encodes 2469 amino acids. Gene Ontology annotation, cellular component: spindle pole. NCBI's taxonomy places the organism in Eukaryota, Metazoa, Arthropoda, Insecta, Hemiptera, Cicadellidae.